This is a messenger RNA of Meloidogyne enterolobii, 745 nucleotides long. The record is from the annotation of a GenBank genome assembly. Lineage: Eukaryota; Metazoa; Nematoda; Chromadorea; Rhabditida; Meloidogynidae.
AAGCAGGUUUAUUUUUCGAGGUGUUUUUACGCAUUCUUAUACGCAAAAAUUACAAAUGGCAAAUCAACCUAAUGUCAACGAAACAACUCCAUCAACUCCUCUCUCAAGCAAAAUACGUCCAAAACUUGAACAAAUUCAAAAACAACAACCAUCGGCAAAGCGAAGACGUUUAGCAGUUAAAGAUGAAGAAGUAAAUGAAGAAUCUGGGGAAGAUUUUUUGGUUGUUGAUGAUGGCGAAUUGGAUGUGACUACGAUUAAAAAAGAUGAGCAACAUAAUAUUGGGUUAGAUGAUGAUGAGGGAGAAAUUGUUGAAUUUGGGAGAGGAUAUACAAAUAAAGGAGCUCUUUGUAUUUGGCACAAUGGUUAUCGUUAUGUACGUGUUAGACAUGAUGGUCCAUAUUGGCGUUGUACUGAAAGCAAAUGUCCAGCAAAAGCUUCCGCUGUCGAACAUUCAGAUGGAAGGAUUGUAGGCAAAUUAAGAUUAGAACAUUCCCAUUUACCUCAACCAGAACGUCGUUUGGCAGAAAUUAAGAGGCACGAAUUAAAGCAAAGAGCUAGAGAAGAUCCAAAUUUGAACAGAAUUAGAUUAAUUGCAAGUAUUCGGGCUGGAGUUGAUGAUGAAACUUUUGUCGCUAUGGGAUCGGAUAAUGCACUUGGAAUUAUGGCUUAUAGGUUUGUUAAAAUUUAUUUUUUUCGGGGUGGAAAAUGGUUUUCCAAUCUACCCAAUCAGUGCUUUCUUGGGUGA